Daldinia loculata is the source of this 1622-nucleotide messenger RNA. RefSeq names its product voltage-dependent anion channel-domain-containing protein. Lineage: Eukaryota; Fungi; Ascomycota; Sordariomycetes; Xylariales; Hypoxylaceae. Gene Ontology annotation, cellular component: membrane. Bases 96 to 1451 code for a protein of 451 amino acids. The record is from RefSeq and is a predicted model, not a curated record. Gene Ontology annotation, molecular function: malate transmembrane transporter activity. Gene Ontology annotation, biological process: malate transmembrane transport. The transcript is spliced from 8 exons.
UCGGCGUUAGCUCACGUCGAACCUGUCAUACUCAUCGCCAUAUACAUAAUCUCUAGGCUCUUCGCCCGGACCCCCGAGGAAUUUUGCAUGCUAAAAUGUCCCGAGUUCUAAGUACCCAGGUCGAUGUCGAAGGAACCGUCAACGGUUAUGUGACGCCCAGCGAAGAGUACUUCGACCGAGGCGCCUCUUCGCCGGUUCUGUCGCUGUCGAAUCGGGAUCGGCGGGAGAAGAGGCCACCCCCGGUUUCUCUCCGCGCUCCACCUAACGCUGAUAGCCUAGCUAGGAUGAUCUCCAACGCUAGGAAGUCGAGAGGCGGAAAGAAGAUUGGAAUUCGGGAUCGGAUAUGUUGCCACCAAUGGACUUGGUUCACGAUGACUAUGGCAACCGGCGGCGUCGCUAACGUCCUCCAUUCCGUAUGGACCCCGUACCGCGCCGACUGGCUCUGGUACAUUGGACUCGUCUUUUUUCUCUUUAAUCUAUGCCUCUUCGUCAUGAAUUGCGUCUUAAUUACGAUGAGAUUUGUCAUGGUCCCCGGAAGUUGUCUGCACUCGUUCCUAGACCAGAUGGAGUCUCUCUUCAUCCCAGCCGUGGUAGUCUCUACAGCCACCAUCCUAAUCAACACCUGCGAAUACGGAAUCCCCGUGACCGGCCCCUGGUUGCAGCGCGUGAUGGAAUGGCUGUUCUGGAUCUAUAUCGUCGUCAGCGUGGUGGCGAGCGCUGGCAUGUACCUGAUCCUAUGGUCUACUCAAAUCUUUCCUAUCCACACCAUGACGCCCGUGUGGGUUUUCCCCGGCUAUCCCCUUCUCCUGACCGCCCCGUUUGCCAGUACGCUCAUAGCAGCAAACACGGCCGCUUCGGAUAACCCGCCGGUCGAUAGGUUGGCGAUCGCGAUGUGCGCAAUAGCGGUGCAAGGGACCGGGUUUCUCAUUAGCUUCAUGAUAUGCGCCGCGUUUAUCUAUCGACUUAUGACUCAGAAGUUACCGAGAGAUAUGCAACGACCGGGCGUUUUUAUUUCUAUCGGACCUAGCGGCUUUACGGUAGCAGGAUUAGUCUCCCUCGGCCAGCAAUCCGAUGUCGUUAUCCCGGACAAUUUUCAAGGCUCGACCCACAGCGUCGUGAUCCUGCGACUGCUUUCGACCAUCGUCGGGUUGUGGCUUUGGGGUCUCAGCGUCUGGUUUUUCCUGGUUUCGGUCGGCUCCCUUCUGAAGUACGUACGCCCCGAACGCAAGAUGCCUUUUCAGAUGACCUGGUGGUCCUUCGUCUUUCCAAACACGGCCCUCGUGACUGCGACCUUAGCGCUAGCCGCCGCACUCGGUAGCACUGGACUUCGCAUCACCGGCUGCGCAAUGGCCGCCGUCCUAAUCGUCGUCUGGGCGCUUGUCUUUAUUUCCAUGUUACGAUGUCUCUGGAAUAGGGAGCUGCUGUGGCCAAAGGAGUUGGAGAGCGAGUAAACUGGGGAUGGAAUACGAAGCAAAUACUAGAAAAAGCUGGGCAUUUUUAUCAUAUCAUCUAGAAUCCUAACGCGGCAAGAGAUUGGCAUUUAGCUAUAGUUAGAGUGAUUAUACCCCGUAUCCGAUAGAGCUUCGGAGGCAAAAAUGGCCCAUGUCCGGAAUUCGACGGAA